AUACCCUUGUCCUGUGGUUGCCACUAGCAGCCAGUAGUGACCAGACGCAACCAGAUGUCACUUUGCAGCACUCGUCCAGCUAAAACGCUCGAACAAGGCUCCAAAUUCUGAGUCAACGAGUAUUGCCCAGAAUAUUUCGCACACUGCGUAAAAUCCUAAUCGGAUAAAUGGCUGGUCAUAAUUAUUUGAGCGAUCCGAAGAAUCCAUUCUUUUCGUUAGAGGACGAUGUGGACGAUGAGACAUUUCUGAGGAACGCACCAGCCAGGACGGGGCGUUAUCAUGGCUUCGAUAAUGACAUUGACCAAAAUCGCCAACAGUUGCUGCAACGUAAGAAGGAAAUCGAGGAACGCACGGUGCAAUCCUCGGAAAGAUCUGUUUCGCUUCUGAGAGAUUCCGAGCAAAUUGGGGUAGCCACAGCUGAGGAAUUAAUCAGGCAAAAAGAACAGCUGCAGAGGACGGAGAAAAGAUUAGACGAUAUUAAUAGUACAUUAAGAUUUAGUCAAAAACAUAUACAAGGCAUAAAGAGUGUAUUUGGUAGUCUGAAGAAUUAUCUCAGUGGCAAAUCAUUAGAUGCUCCGCCGAUACCAUCUACAAAAUUGUCAGAAUCUUCUAGUUCUGGAUCUGUAACAUCUCCUGCAUUGUCCAACACGUUAGAACAAAUACAAAAUGACAUGAGCAAUUCCUAUUCGUCGACAAUGAUAAGAAGAAAUUACGACGACAACAGUUUGGAAGAUGUUAAACCUACUAACGACAGAGUAACUAGAGUUCUCGAACAAAAUCUAACCGAGAUGAGUGGAUCAUUGGCAAGACUAAAACAUCUGGCGAUUGGUUUAUCCGAAGAAAUAGAUUCACAGAAUGAUCUGAUUGAUAAUAUCACUGAUAAAACUGAGAAAGCAGAUAUAACGCUGCAACAACAAAAUAAAGAUAUGUUACAUUUAUUGAAAAAAUAAAUUUAACCGUCAUCAGAAAAUUCUUACCUAUAAUCUUAUGAUAUUAACUGUACUUCUAUGAAGUAUAGAUCUAUAUGUUCCAUGAUAAAGUAAAUCUUUGACAUUAAUUUGUAUUGUUAAAUCUGGUGCAUGUUGGCCAUGCAAUUAUAUCGUGCGAGGUAUUUUAUAGAGUUUUUCACAAGGCGCGGAGAUUGCGCGAUCUUUACAAAAUAAUUACGAUGCGAAACUAGAACAUGUUUGUUGUUAGAGUUUAUGAUCUUUAAGAAGAAAGAACUUUUCUUAUGCGAUCUUAUAGAUAUCUUUAUAUAUGCAAAUGCUAAACGAAGAGAUUUUCAUUAUUUCUCAAGAUCUUUUGUAGUUUUUUAAGAUGGAAACUGUGAUAAGCAUAUAUAUAUAUUUUGUGUAAUUGUCCUAAGUUGAUCUUGAUUUAUAAUUGGCAUAAAAAUAUGAUUUACUGAAGAAAUAAAAAGAUUGGCAAAACUGUAUCCAUGGA
Messenger RNA from Solenopsis invicta (red fire ant), 1443 nucleotides. It is a transcript of the gene Snap29, whose product is annotated as synaptosomal-associated protein 29. Lineage: Eukaryota; Metazoa; Arthropoda; Insecta; Hymenoptera; Formicidae. Gene Ontology annotation, biological process: exocytosis; synaptic vesicle priming; synaptic vesicle fusion to presynaptic active zone membrane. Gene Ontology annotation, molecular function: SNAP receptor activity; syntaxin binding. Gene Ontology annotation, cellular component: plasma membrane; SNARE complex. Bases 168 to 950 code for a protein of 260 amino acids. The transcript is spliced from 2 exons. The record is from RefSeq and is a predicted model, not a curated record.